UUCUCUAUCCCCAUCUUUGCUAUUUCCUUUCCCUUUCCAACUUCUUUGCUUUAGAAUUGUAAAGAUGGAGGGAAUUGUGUAUGGUUCUUUGUAUCUGUAAAAUUUUUCCUCCAAACACCAUGCCUGUCUUUCUCAAGCUCCAGUUGUAGCUAGCUGCAUAGCUUAAUGCUUAGGCACGCGCGCGCACACACACUAGAGAUCUGCAAUCUAUGUGUAUAUAUAUAUAUAUAUAUUCAUAAGGCACUCACAUAUCAAAAACCACAUAGACAUUGUGUAUAUAUAGCGAGAGCUGUCGUUCUCAAGCAGAAAAAAUGAUAUGAUUUCAUCAGCAUGUGGUCAACCAAAUAGUUCAAGCGUAGUCUUUGCUUCCUCUUUCUAGAGCCUUAUAAGGACAUAGAACUUGGAAAAUAAAAGACAAAGAAAUUAAAACCAAAUCUAGCUACUUAACCGAAUGAUGAUGUCUCUCUCAGUAGUCUUAAUUAAUACUCUUGUUUUCCUUGUAGCUACAGCUUUGCUUUUGGUUAAGUAGCCAAAUCAAAAGAUGUUUUAACUGUGUUUUAUCCGUCUUUCUCAAGAUCUAGCUUAGUCCCACCACAUAGCUCCCUCAAGCUACAGCUGCAAAAUAUAUACUCUCUCUAUAUAUAUAACAAAUGUAUCCGCCAAGCAAUAGCUGCAACUACAGCCCCAUUUUCAACAUCCCUUCUCCUUGUAUGCAAUAUGGAGACGAACUAUUCUUCCAAUAUUAUCAUGACGAUUACCUUCAAGAGCAACAAGUACCGUUGAUAGAAGAUCAGAGUCUUGACAUCUUAGCUGAGAGCACUGAGACUGUUACUAAUAACAAAGAAACCGUCAUCAAUUCUGAUCAUAGUGUAAAAGUUUAUAACAUAGAAACUGUUACAAACAGUCAGGGUUUGGGAGGAAAUGAAGAAAAAAGAGUAGAAGGCCGCGAAAACAAAAGAGAUGAUAUGAGCGGCACCAUUAGUAUCAUUCAUGGACGGAAAAACAAGAAAUGUUCCCAUAAAGAUCGACAUAGCAAGAUUAGCACUGCUCGUGGCCUUAGAGAUCGAAGGAUGAGACUUUCCCUUGAUGCAGCUCGCAAGUUUUUCAGUUUACAAGACAUGUUGGGGUUCGAUAAGGCAAGUAAAACUGUAGAAUGGUUGCUUACCAAAUCGGAGUCUGAAAUCGAAGAGCUAGCUAAAGGCAAUAAAGAAGGAGAAUCCCUUCCUAAACAAAGCUGCAGUACUACCAAUGGAAUUGGUGCAAUUAGUACUGCAAUAUCCUCUAUUUCUGAGUGUGAGGUUAUAUCAGGAACUGAUGAAUCUUCUUCUAUUACUGAUAAAAAGAAGCUGGAAACUGCUAAAGGACCGUUGAAAAAGAAGGGUAAAACUGCUCGUAGAGCUACAUUUGAUCCUCUUAUUACAAGGGAAUCGAGGAAUCAAGCAAGGGUUAGGGCUAGAGAGCGAACAAAACUAAAGAAAAGCCUUAGUAAAUCCAAAGCCAUGACUCAUGAGAACAGUGCUGAUGACUGUAAUUUGGUGGUUAAUUUUGGAGAUUGGAGUCAAUUUAGCAUCUUCAACUAUCAGCAAAAUGCAGUUGGAAUUUCCCAUGAUCAGCAGCAAUUUACAGACUUCCAAUUUUGUGGUAAUAAGCUGUGGGAAGUCUAGGGCAAGGAAAUUUUUUCAGGCACAGAAACCUUCUUCAAAUUUGUGCUACUCGGCCAGAAGAACGUUGUUUGAUUCUCUGUUUGGUAAUGUAAAAUAAUUUGUACUUCAUUUGUUCUCUUUGUGAAAAUCUCUCUAGUCUGUACAUAGCGCUAUGUCUUUUUAUUUUAAUUGUUAAUAAAACCACCACAUAGUAUUGA
This is a messenger RNA of Nicotiana tabacum (common tobacco), 1861 nucleotides long. RefSeq lists its product as uncharacterized. Gene Ontology annotation, biological process: regulation of secondary shoot formation. Gene Ontology annotation, molecular function: sequence-specific DNA binding; DNA-binding transcription factor activity. Gene Ontology annotation, cellular component: nucleus. NCBI's taxonomy places the organism in Eukaryota, Viridiplantae, Streptophyta, Magnoliopsida, Solanales, Solanaceae. The record is from RefSeq and is a predicted model, not a curated record.